Molecule: messenger RNA, 1979 nt
Organism: Malaya genurostris
Lineage: Eukaryota; Metazoa; Arthropoda; Insecta; Diptera; Culicidae
Exons: 6
Coding region: 201-1913 (570 amino acids)
Biological process (GO): mitochondrial RNA processing; regulation of mitochondrial mRNA stability
Cellular component (GO): ribonucleoprotein granule; mitochondrial matrix
Molecular function (GO): RNA binding
Source: RefSeq, a predicted model, not a curated record
CAUUUCUCUUACACAAUCUUCCGACACCAAGUUUUCGGUUUUGUUCUGCAGACAUUGGUAUGAUGAGGAAUUGAUUGGUAUAAUAAAUUUAAAUAUUUCUGGUAAAAGCUGGUCUUCGGUGAGGGUUCAACUGCUUAAAAAUUAAGCAAAUAGUAGGAUAUCCGAACGUUAAUAUAGUAAUCGGUUAGCUUCUUUCCAAGAUGUUUCAUUUGUACAAAAUUAGUGGAAACAUAGGUGUUUGCAUAUUUAGGCGUAAUUUCAGUGCACCUGUAGCACCAUUUGCUUCUCGUGUAACCCCGUAUGACGGAAAGUCGGAAGAGGACAACAACACCGAACAAAUUUCUGCCAACAGGCGUAAUAAUUUACAAAAAGCAUCUUUUGCUAGUAAAACUAAAAAUCCAAUAGUUGCUGCAGCGUUUGCUUCAUUGUUACACGAUGAUCGAAUAACGGUGAAGUCUACCAUGUCGAUAGUUCCAAAUGAAGUGGAUGAAAAAAUUAUUAAUGCAAGUACAGUGAAUGAAUUGUUAGAGAUUCCACAACAAUCAAAGGUUACACGAAAGCAAGCCUUAAAGAUAGUCUCAAUUUUGGCUGAAUGGAGUUCUAUACAAAAGAUUAAAUUAGGAGAAUUUGAAAAUGAUAAUCGAUUUAUUCAAUUAUGUAGUGUGUUAGGACGGACAAAUAAUCGGAACAAUAACGGAGGCAAAACAGCUUCGACAUCUGUACGUACAGAUUCAAAGAAUGUUGACGAUUUGCAAAUGGUAUUGGGAGUAACAGCAAACGACGAAGCAGCCAAGUUAAUUGCCGGAUUGACGAUGCCACAAAUGAUCAAAGUCAUGGCAUCUCUGGCUCAGAAAAAAAAGCGUAGUACACCAUUACUUCGGUCACUGGCGUUUAAUAUAUGUAAUAAUACGACGCGACUUAAUCUGAAGGAAUGUGCGGAUUUGCUGUAUGCCAUGGCCAAUCUUAAUUUUCGUGACUCAGUAUUGACAGCUAGAGUGUGUGCUGACAUGGAACUAGAACUAUCCCAUAACAUAGAUAAACCAGCACCGAUUGGGUCGAUUUUGACAAGUUUAAGCUUGCUACGGUAUCGAGAUACUGCAACACUAGAUUCUCUCUCUGAUUGGAUUGUUUCCAACUGCGAAAUAUGUAAACCAUCACAUGUUAGCAGUUUACUUCUUUCCUUAGCUACACUUAGCUAUGAGCCUUCAAAUGUGGAUGGCAUCAGAUCCAAAUUGAUCAACAAUUUGGUGGAGAGUGACUUUGUAAAAUCUGUCGAUUGGUUGAAUACUGUUUGGUCUUUGGCUAUACUUAAUUCUGUUUCAAAGCAGCAACUGGCAUCAGUGUUAAAUCGAAACUUUGUAGCGAACUUGGCGAACGAACGCAACGGAGAACUUACACCUGCCAUAAAGAUGAAGCUGUUAAACCUUAAUGCUUUUGCCACUAUAUCUAAGACUACUUCGUCGACUUUCACUGAAUUAGACGUGAACGAUCCUAGAUUGUUUGUUCCAGUUGAUCCUUCCAAAGGAAAACGAAUAUUGAUUGCUGGAAUGCUGGACGCGUUGAAAAGUCUUUUACCAUCGGAAAAUCAUGUCCGAAUCAAUCAAAGGACAUCAAUGGGAUUUACUAUCGACGCCGAGUGUGUAUUGGACUCGAAAUGUCUACCGCAGGCGGUUGAUAAAGAGCAUCCGAGUGCUAAACGAAUUGCUUUGCUUGUGCAUGAUUAUCACGACAUGUGUCAAGGGCCACACCCAGCGUUAAAUGGAGUACAAACACUGACUUGUCGGUUGCUGGAGAAGAAUGGAUAUUGUGUGAUAUCAAUUCCUUACAACGAGUUCAACACAAGUGACAAAUUAUUGAAACGAGUAGAGUAUCUGCAGAAAGUGUUUAAAACAGUCGUUAGUGAAAAGUCCUAGAAAUGUACAAUAAAUUGUUUUAUUAACGUUAAUAAUAGAUCGUCAACUCCAAUUGUAGAAACUAAA